AUGUCCGAAUGCGAUCAUUGGUAUGCAGAUGGCACAUUUUCAUGUGCCCCAUCUAUUUUUAAACAAUUAUAUACUAUUCAUGGAAUACAAUCAUCAAACGUCUUACCUUCAGUUUAUGCACUCUUACCAAAUAAAAAAAAGAAAACAUAUAUUCGUUUGUUGCAAAGCCUAAAAACAUUAAACUGCAACUUAAAACCAAAAACGGUCAUGUUAGAUUUUGAAAUUGGUGCAAUGACUGCUUUGAAAAAAGAAUUCAGUGAUAUCAAAAUUCGUGGUUGUCAUUUUCACUUUGCGCAAUCUGUCUGGAGACACAUUCAAGAAUGUGGUCUAUCAAAACAAUAUAAAGAAGAUUCUACUUUCGCUUUUGAAAUAAAAAAAUUAAACGCCUUGGCAUAUGUUCCGGUUGAUUAUGUUGUUAGAUAUUUUGAAUAUUUAGUUGACACUCCUUUUUACCGAGAACUGGAAUCUGAUUUAUCGAGAUUACUCGACUAUUUUGAAGAAACGUGGGUUGGUAAAAUGGACAGGAGCAGGAAAAGGAAAAAUCCAAAAUUUUCAAUGAAUAUAACCUUCCAAAAACUAAUAAUUCGGUAG
This is a messenger RNA of Acyrthosiphon pisum (pea aphid), 591 nucleotides long. RefSeq lists its product as uncharacterized. The transcript has a single exon. The coding region runs from base 1 to 591 and encodes 196 amino acids. Lineage: Eukaryota; Metazoa; Arthropoda; Insecta; Hemiptera; Aphididae. The record is from RefSeq and is a predicted model, not a curated record.